Chenopodium quinoa (quinoa) is the source of this 1444-nucleotide messenger RNA. RefSeq names its product glyoxylate/succinic semialdehyde reductase 1-like. The coding region runs from base 134 to 1006 and encodes 290 amino acids. NCBI's taxonomy places the organism in Eukaryota, Viridiplantae, Streptophyta, Magnoliopsida, Caryophyllales, Amaranthaceae. Gene Ontology annotation, cellular component: cytosol. The transcript is spliced from 8 exons. The record is from RefSeq and is a predicted model, not a curated record. Gene Ontology annotation, molecular function: NAD binding; NADP binding; 3-hydroxybutyrate dehydrogenase activity.
AUUUAUAAAACAGGGUAUCAAAAAUCUAAGAUCAAAUCCGUCUUUCAGUUGUCUGUUUCUGAACCAGUGAACCACCACUCUCUUCCCCAAACUCCCAACUCCCAAUUAUCAGCUAACCUUCUUAUUCAAAAGAAUGGAGGUAGGGUUUUUGGGUCUGGGUAUAAUGGGCAAAGCCAUGGCCAUGAAUUUGCUGCGCAAUGGCUUCAAGGUUACUGUUUGGAAUAGGACUCUUUCCAAGUGUGAUGAACUUGUGGAACACGGAGCUGCUGUUGGAGAAACACCUGCAGCUGUGGUUAAGAAGUGCAAGUAUACAAUUGCAAUGUUGUCGGACCCCUCAGCCGCCAUAUCGGUUGUUUAUGAUAAAGAUGGAGUCCUUGAGGAAAUUUGCAAUGGAAAAAGCUAUAUUGAUAUGUCAACUGUCGAUGCUGAUACAUCCAUAAAGAUCAGUGAGGGAAUUAUAUCCAAGGGUGGGCGAUUUCUUGAAGGUCCUGUUUCCGGUAGCAAAAAACCUGCAGAGGAUGGUCAAUUGAUUAUCCUAGCCGCUGGAGAGAAGGGGCUAUAUGAUGAGGCAAUUCCAAUUUUUGAUGUGCUCGGGAAGAAGUCUUUCUUCUUGGGGCAGGUUGGAAAUGGAGCUAAAAUGAAGCUUGUGGUCAACAUGAUAAUGGGCAGUAUGAUGAAUGCAUUUUCGGAAGGGCUGGAAUUGACUGAAAGCAGUGGACUAGAUCCUCGUACUCUUCUUGAUGUGCUGGACUUGGGAGCUAUGGCUAAUCCAAUGUUCAAGAUGAAAGGACCUUCAAUGCUUCAAAGUAAAUACCCCCCUGCGUUUCCUUUAAAGCAUCAACAGAAAGAUAUGAGAUUGGCUCUUGCCCUUGGAGACGAGAAUGCUGUUUCAAUGCCAGUAGCAGCUGCUGCAAAUGAGGCAUUCAAAAAGGCUAGAAGCAUGGGUCUUGGAGAUCAGGAUUUUUCAGCUGUGCAUGAAGCAAUUAAGGGUCCUAAACACCCAUAAUUACAAAGAGCACAAAUCUUAUUUCAGACAGGAACUUGAUGGAAGAUUACAAGUUGUAUGUGUGGUCGAUUGAUUACCACGUACACCUAUCUGACAAUUUCCUUGGAAUUGAUGCAUAAGAUUAUUGAGCAUUAUGUGAUGUUCGUGCUAAGAUUGUACAAGUACCCGUAUUAUGGAGGAGAAUAUAGCGAGGAAGGUCAAGAUCUUGUAUUCAUAAUAAUAGCACAACAUUGAAGUAGUCUUUUGAGAGGCAAAUUUCAGUAGUGUCAAUUUCAUAUAUAUUGUUCAUCAGCUGCACGGUAAAAGCUCCUUGAAAUACAACCAGGGGUUAUUACUGGUGCUGUCUAAGUAGGAUCUCUCAAUAAUGAAAUUGUUGGCAACACUUACACCGCAAGCUUAGAGAAACUACCUUCAAUAAAUUGCAAUCUAUCAAAAGAA